This is a messenger RNA of Vidua macroura (Pin-tailed whydah), 1336 nucleotides long. It is a transcript of the gene ELAVL3, whose product is annotated as ELAV like RNA binding protein 3. Gene Ontology annotation, cellular component: ribonucleoprotein complex. The record is from RefSeq and is a predicted model, not a curated record. Gene Ontology annotation, molecular function: RNA binding. Lineage: Eukaryota; Metazoa; Chordata; Aves; Passeriformes; Viduidae.
CCCGGUGCCGCCGCCGCGACCCCCGGAGCCCCCCCCCCACCCCCCCCCGGGCCCCCCGAGCCCUCGGGGCCGUGCGGGGCCCCCCCCCCGCCCCUCACCGGCGACACGAUGGUGACGAUCCUGAGCACGGUGGAGGCCCAGGCUCCCAGCGCCGCGGGGCCAUCGGGCUGCGGCCCUGUCCCCGUCCCCGUGCCGGUGGUGGCCGUGCCAGGCCCGGGGGUGGCGGCGGCGCUGCCCAACGGGGCCCCCCCGGGUCCCCCCCCCGUGGCCGACGACAGCAAAACCAACCUGAUCGUCAACUACCUGCCGCAGUCCAUGAGCCAGGAGGAGCUGCGGAGCCUCUUCGGCAGCCUCGGGGACAUCGAGUCCUGCAAGCUCGUCCGGGACAAGGUCACCGGGCAAAGCCUGGGCUACGGCUUCGUCAACUACGUGGAGGCCGGCGACGCCGACAGGGCCAUCGGGGCCCUCAACGGCCUCAAGCUGCAGACCAAGACCAUCAAGGUGUCCUACGCCCGGCCCAGCUCCGCCUCCAUCCGCGAUGCCAACCUGUACGUGAGCGGCCUGCCCAAGGCCAUGGGGCAGAAGGAGAUGGAGCAGCUCUUCUCCCAGUACGGCCGCAUCAUCACCUCCCGCAUCCUCGUGGACCAGGUCACAGGUGUGUCCCGGGGCGUGGGCUUCAUCCGCUUCGACAAGCGCGUGGAGGCCGAGGAGGCCGUGCGGGGGCUGCACGGGCAGAAGCCCCUCGGGGCCGCUGAGCCCAUCACGGUCAAGUUCGCCAACACCCCCGGGCAGAAAUCGGGGGGGGCCCUGCUGAGCCUCUGCCCCGGCGCCCGGCGCUACGGGGCCCUGCACCCCCCCCCGCAGCGCUUCCGGCUCGACAAUUUGCUGAACGUGGCGUACGGGGUGAAGAGCCCGCUGUCGCUGUUGCCCAGGUUCUCGCCGUUGGCCAUCGAGGCGGUGCCGGCGCUGGCCGGGGUGGGCCUGGGGACCCCCGGGCCGGGCUGGUGCAUCUUCGUCUACAACCUGGCUCCCGAGGCGGACGAGAGCGUCCUGUGGCAGCUCUUCGGGCCCUUCGGCGCCGUCAACGUCAAGGUCAUCCGCGACUUCGCCACCAACAAGUGCAAAGGCUUCGGCUUCGUCACCAUGACCAACUACGAGGAGGCGGCCAUGGCCAUCGCCAGCCUCAACGGCUACCGCCUGGGCGACCGCGUGCUCCAGGUGUCCUUCAAGACCACCAAGCAGCACAAGGCCUGAGCCGUGUCCCCGCUGGCGGCCGCCCAGAGGCUGCGGGGUCUCCUGUCGCCGCCGUCGGGGCGUGGGGACCACCCCCGCACCG